AUGUAUAUUAAACAAAUUAUCAUUCAGGGCUUCAAGAGCUACAAGGACCAAACCGUCAUUGAGCCUUUCUCGCCCAAGACGAACGUCAUUGUCGGUCGCAAUGGCUCUGGCAAGAGUAACUUCUUUGCGGCGAUUCGCUUCGUCUUGAGUGAUGCCUACACCCAGAUGAGUCGUGAGGAGCGCCAAGGCCUCCUCCACGAGGGGUCCGGCUCUGCCGUCAUGUCCGCAUACGUCGAGAUCAUCUUCGACAACAGCGACGAUCGCUUUCCAACAGGCAACAAGGAAGUCGUUCUGCGACGCACCAUUGGCUUGAAAAAGGACGAAUACUCUGUCGACCGCAAAGUAGUCACAAAGACCGACGUCACAAAUCUUUUGGAAGCUGCGGGCUUCUCUCGCUCCAACCCAUACUAUAUUGUCCCGCAGGGUCGCGUCACGGCUUUGACAAACAUGAAAGAAUCCGACCGACUCAACCUGCUCAAGGAAGUCGCGGGCACACAGGUCUACGAAGCGCGCCGCGCCGAAUCACUCAAGAUUAUGAACGAAACAAACAACAAGCGCGAAAAGAUCGACGAACUCCUCGAAUACAUCAAAGAGCGACUGGCCGAACUUCAAGAAGAAAAAGAAGAACUGCGCGGCUUCCAGGACAAGGAUCGCGAAAGACGUUGUCUCGAAUACGCCUACCAUCACCGUGAACAGGUCACUAUCCAAUCUGCGCUGGAGGAUAUUGACAACGCGCGGCAAGAUGGCCUGGAUACUACCGAGUCGCGUCGUGCCGAAUUCAUUCAGGGUGAAAAGGCAAUGGCCAAGUUUGAUGCCGAAAUCCAUAAACUACAGCGCCAGAUUGAGCUUUUGCAAAUUGACCGCAGUCAGCUGGAGGAGGACCGCCGCGAUAGUGCCAAGACUCUGGCAAAACUCGAGCUCAAGGUCAGAAAUCUCAAGGAAGGCCAAUCGGCCCACGAACAAGCACGCACUCAGCAAGCCACAGAGCUACAGUCUGUGCAGAGUGAUAUUGCAGCCAAGGAGAAUGAGCUCGCCAAGCUUCUUCCCAAGUACAACAAGAGAAAGCAGGAAGAAACUGAAAUUCGCAGGCAGCUUGAUGCCGCUGAGGGCACCCGCAGCCGUCUUUUUGCCAAGCAGAGUCGAGGCUCCCGGUUUAAAAACAAGUCCGAGCGUGACGCCUGGCUAAAGCAAGAGAUUAAUGAGCUCACCGUCACCACUAGCACACAAAAGGCAAAUCGCCUAGACGCUGACGAGGAAGUGCAGCGCGUUCAGCAGAUUAUCGCCCAUGGGGAGGAAGAAAUUGCUGAUCUGCGAUCUCGCCUCGCCAACUGGAGCAGCGACAGAACUGGCUACGCCGACCAGGCAGCCGAGGCUAGACAAGCUCUGGAUCAACUAAACGACGAGCGCAAACAGCUGCGCCGCGAGGAUGACAAGCUUAAUUCAGUCAUCUCCAACGCACGCCAGGAGAAAGAGCAGGCGGACCGAGAAAUGUCACACGCUGUUGAUGGAGCCACUGCCCGUGGUCUCGCGACCAUUCGGCGAAUGAAGCAAGACCAGGACAUCCCCGGUGCUUAUGGUACCCUGGCUGACUUGCUCCAAGUCAACGAAGCAUACCGCUUGCCGGUUGAGCAGAUUGCCGGCUCUAGCCUCUUCCACUACGUUGUCGACAACGCCGACACUGCUACCUACUUGGCCGACAUCCUGUUCAAACAGCGUGGUGGACGAGUCACAUUCAUGCCGCUCGCACAGCUCCGAUCGCGACACAUCAACAUGCCAAAGUCAAGCGACGCGGUGCCACUCCUCAGCAAGAUCAGCUUUGAUUCCAUGUAUGAGAGGGCAUUUCAGCAGGUAUUUGGAAAGACUGUUGUGUGCCCCAACCUGGCAGUGGCUGCACAGUACGCUCGCAGCCAUGGCGUUGACGGUAUCACUGUGGAAGGUGAUACGACCAACAAACGAGGUGCUAUGACCGGUGGUUACAUUGAUCCUAGAAAAUCGCGACUCGAAGCAGUACAGUCUGCAAACAAGUGGCGACGCGAAUUCGACGACUUGAUUACGCAGUCUCGCGAGUUGAGAGAGCAGAUUGAGCGCAAGGACCAGGAAAUCACGGCAGCCAUGUCCAAUGUGCAGAAGGCAGAGCAAAAGCUUCGACAGGCCGAGGACGGUUUUGAGCCUGUGAAGCAUGAGCUGCGGAACAAGACUGCGCACAUUGAGGCUGAGAGAGCUCACCUUGAGGCUGCCAUGAAACGGCGCGACGCUGUGGAGAAGAACAUGAGCGUGUUCAUGGAAGAGGUAGCUGCUCACGAAGCUGAGUUGAGCACUGAAUUCAAGAAGAGCUUGACUGCGGUUGAAGAGCAGGAACUUGAGAGUCUGAGCCUCACGACUCAACAGCUUCAGCAGCAAUGGAAUCAAAUCAGCAAUACUAGACGAGAGCUGGAGCGCAGGAAACAGUUUCUCGAAGUUGAUCUCCGCCAGAACCUGCAAAUGAAGCUAGACCAGCUCAACAGUCAAGCCUUUGAGAACUCUGCCUCAUCAGGUACAUCUGGGGGUCUGGGCGAUGUGCAAAAGGAGCUCAAGAAGGCACAGACAACGCUAAAGACGGUCACCAACGGCCUGCACGAAACGGAGCAGCAGAUCGACAACCUCAGGACUCGUGCCGAGACCCUCCAUGCCGAGCGCGGCCAGCGCGAACAGGCGCAAAACGAAAUCUCGGCGCGGAUCGAGAAGCAGCAGAAGCGCCUGGAGAAGAGCUUGCAGCGCAAGGCGCUCCUCACAACGCAGGCCGCGGAGUGCGCCAAGAAUAUCCGGGAGCUGGGCGUGCUGCCCGAGGAGGCGUUUGACAAGUACGAGAACAUGGAGGCCAAGGUCAUCACGAACAAGCUCAAAAAGGUCAACGAGGCGCUCAAAAAGUACAAGCACGUCAACAAGAAGGCCUUUGAGCAGUACAGCAACUUUACGCAGCAGGAGGACCACCUGAUGAAGCGCCGCAAGGAGCUCGACGCCUCGCAGGGCUCCAUCGAGGAGCUGGUGGAGCACCUGGACCGCCGCAAGGACGAGGCCAUUGAGCGCACGUUCAAGCAGGUGUCCAAGGAGUUUGCCAGCAUCUUCCAGAAGCUAGUGCCGGCCGGUCACGGUCGUCUUGUCAUUCAACGCCGGACGGACCGUCGCCAAGACCUCGAGGAGUCGGACGAGGAAGCGCGCGGCAGCGUCGAGAACUACAUUGGUGUCGGCAUCAGCGUCUCCUUCAACUCGAAGCACCUAGACGAGCAGCAGCGUAUCCAGCAGCUCAGCGGUGGUCAAAAGAGUCUUUGCGCGCUCUGCCUCAUCUUUGCCCUGCAGCAGACGGAGAGCAGCCCCAUGGUCAUCUUUGACGAGGUCGACGCCAACCUGGACGCGCAGUACCGCACCGCCGUCGCGGCCCUGCUCGAGAGCAUCUCCAACGAGGCCGGCACGCAGUUCAUCUGCACCACGUUCCGCCCCGAGAUUGUGCACACGGCCGACAAGUGCUACGGCGUCACGUUCCACAACAAGACGAGCGGCGUCAACUGCGUGCCCCGCGAGGACGCUCUCAACUUUGUCGAGGGCCAGGCCAAGCCCGUGUGA
Molecule: messenger RNA, 3600 nt
Organism: Cordyceps militaris CM01
Lineage: Eukaryota; Fungi; Ascomycota; Sordariomycetes; Hypocreales; Cordycipitaceae
Product: chromosome segregation protein SudA, putative
Exons: 3
Coding region: 1-3600 (1199 amino acids)
Biological process (GO): mitotic sister chromatid cohesion
Cellular component (GO): chromosome
Molecular function (GO): ATP binding; cohesin loader activity; ATP hydrolysis activity
Source: RefSeq, a predicted model, not a curated record